Chelonus insularis is the source of this 1913-nucleotide messenger RNA. RefSeq lists its product as uncharacterized. The coding region runs from base 305 to 1687 and encodes 460 amino acids. The transcript has 3 exons. The record is from RefSeq and is a predicted model, not a curated record. NCBI's taxonomy places the organism in Eukaryota, Metazoa, Arthropoda, Insecta, Hymenoptera, Braconidae.
CAAAUGCUUCAUUUGACUUCGAGAAAGAGAGACUGAAUGUUUAUCUGGCAAUUUGAGUAGAUAGUUUCGUUGAUUGAAAUCAGUAAAAGUAUUUUCACCAUAAAACUUGCUAAACUUAAAUAAAUAAUAUUUUUAUGUUAAAAAAAAUGUGUUCAACUAUUAUAUUAGCAAACAAGUGACAGUGAAAUUAAUAAACUUAAGACAUCUCUCCUACUUCACAUCUAGCAUUUGAAGGUCCAAAACGACCGUUACAAAAGUCAACAUUCAGUUUUCUAGUUGCAUUAAUACAAAACAUUGAGGUAUAAUGGGAAAUUAUACAAGUAAAUUGUUUUCACAUCAUCAUGAUGAUAAUAAAAUGAAAUUACCUACAACUAUUAAAUUAGGAGUAAUGGAAAAAAAUCAGCCAUGCACUCCAAUUAUGACUAAAAAACCAUUAACAGCUGAUCCUAGAUCAGCUACAGCUGAAAUUGUCAGAACUCCAAUCGAGGCUGUUGCAACCCCAACUGGUCCUAAUCAACGAAUAGCAAGUGCCAUACCUAAAUAUCUUCGAACUAAACAAUACCUUGAAACUGACAUUGAUAGUGUAUUAACUACAAUCAAUCCAGAAACUGAACUUUUUGACCCCAGAUCUCCGAAUGUUGAUCACCAAAGAACACCUAUUUCAAUAAAUCCUCCACAAAAUUAUUUAACUCCCAUUGUGCACGUACAGCAAGCAUUAAACAUGGAUACACCAGAAAAUACAGCAAAUGGUUUAGAUCCAAGAUCACCAGCUACUGAUUUCGAUAGAACACCGAUAAUGAAACCAAAAUCUCCUAAACUUCCAAAUUUAUCGCAAGAGAAUGGAGAAGAGAAAGGCAGAAUAUCAAAAUCACAAAUAGCUUAUUGUGAAACUACUAUUGAUUUAAUGCCAGAAAUCCAAGUCCUUCCAGAAAUUAUUUCGCAUAAAUCAUCGAUGAUAAGUAAACGAUUAUAUUUGAGUGCAACCACUGAUAAUCAGCUGGAUAACACUUCUGAUAAUAAAUUUGGCUCAGAUGAAAGUGAUCCAGAAGAUCAAGUAACAGUAAUUCAAAAUGUUAGAUCUGUAUCUAACAUAGAACUGACGAAUUCCCCUGCUAAAGAGAAUAAUCAAAAAGAAAUGAAUAGAAAUAUCGUUGAACCGACUAAUAUUUCAAAAAAAUUAUUUACGGAAUCUGAAGAAAAAAUUCGAGUCUGGAGAGAUUCAAUAUCACCUGAAAUAUUAAGCGAACAAAAGACUGAAGGAUUUGCGAAACGAGAAGAAAUUAUGAUUGAGUUUGACGAGAAUCAAUUAGUUCACAAGUCUAAUCAAUUGAAGACUGAGGUCGUUUCAUCAAAAGUUGAUGAGAAUCUGAGAAAUAAAGCUUCAGGUGGAAAGAAAAAGAAAUCUCAUCAAUCUAGAAAAGACAAUAAAAUCGUCUUCGAAGAUGUGAAAGCAUUUAACGGAGAUGGAGCGACUGUAAGUGCCAAUAAAAAUCGUACACCUUUAGCAAAUAGAUCGAAUAGUCAUCAUAAAGUAGAAAAUCUUACAAAGUCACCUCAACAUUUACUCAGAAAUAAAUGCCUUUCGACUCAAUCACAACAACAAGAAAAUACUCCACCACGGAGUAAACAAUCAUCAAAGAAAGCAAAUUUUACACAUUGGGAUAUGGAUAAAACAGUUAUCAUUUAAUUUUCAUUUUGUUUCAUAACAAUUUACGUUUUCAAUUGUAAAGCAACAUUGAAUUUUUUUUAAUCAAUUUUUUUUGUACCCUUAUUCGAAUAAGAUGAAACGAAUUUUCAAUUUUUCCAUGAAAAAUUAUCAAUCAUUGCAAGCGUUAAAUGUUUUGAUUUUAAUUAUAAUUAUCUUCUUAUUUAUAGUGGUGAUAAUUUUUUUUAUUCACCAAACUUUUUAGUUA